This is a messenger RNA of Fragaria vesca subsp. vesca, 531 nucleotides long. Its product is annotated as putative ribonuclease H protein At1g65750-like. The record is from RefSeq and is a predicted model, not a curated record. Bases 1 to 531 code for a protein of 176 amino acids. NCBI's taxonomy places the organism in Eukaryota, Viridiplantae, Streptophyta, Magnoliopsida, Rosales, Rosaceae. Gene Ontology annotation, molecular function: RNA-DNA hybrid ribonuclease activity; nucleic acid binding. The transcript has a single exon.
AUGUUUUCUUGGUGUAAGCCCCCUGAAAAUUUUUACAAGCUGAAUAUUGAUGGAUCUAGAUCUUCCAGUUUUGGCUGCAUUGGUGCUGGUGGUGUGUUAAGGGAUCAUCUUGGUAUUUGGAUUGAUGGUUUUCAGGUUAACCUUGGCACUAGUGAGGUCUUGGAUGCUGAGGCUUGGGGCCUGUUCUUUGGCUUAAGAAUGGUGGCUAUGCAUAACAUUGUUAACUUGGAAAUUGAAUCGAACUAUGCUGUCCUUGUCCAGCUUAUGUUGAAGUCUGAUACUGGUGUCCACCCCCUUGGCUCUCUCCUUGACAGCUGCUCUGUGAUGAUGUCUAAGUUGCUGAAUGUUAAUAUCAAGCAUAUUUUCAGAGAAUGCAAUAUGGUGGCUGAUGCUUUGGCCAAAAACAGUAUCAAUCAUGAUCUUGGCUUAAUCUCCUUUGAUGUUGUGCCUGCUCAUGCUAUUCAGGCUGUUCUUGAUGACCUUGCUGGUGUUACUAGAGCAAGAAGGACUGGCUGCUGCUCCAGCCUCUAG